Molecule: messenger RNA, 763 nt
Organism: Puccinia graminis f. sp. tritici CRL 75-36-700-3
Lineage: Eukaryota; Fungi; Basidiomycota; Pucciniomycetes; Pucciniales; Pucciniaceae
Exons: 2
Biological process (GO): nuclear envelope organization
Cellular component (GO): meiotic nuclear membrane microtubule tethering complex; nuclear envelope
Molecular function (GO): protein-membrane adaptor activity
Source: RefSeq, a predicted model, not a curated record
AUGCCUACUCCUCAACCUCACGAUGCAAGGGGCACCAAUCCGCGAUCGGUCGGAACGUUUGGAAGGAAGGCUGCGAUUGGAUGGAAACGCCUUAAGCAAAAGUGGAGCGUUUUCGCCCGGAAGCAGUCAUCUUUCGAUGAGAAGGUCACCCUUCUCGAUAACCGCAUACAAGAUCUACAAGAAAAGGGCUCGAAAACGGCAGAAAAAAUCGAAGGACUCGUCGGUUUGUACCACGACCUGGUACAGCGGUCCGAAUUUGAGAAGGUACUUUUCCAAGUCGAAAAUCACUCGAAGAUGAGCUCCCCUUGGGAGAACCCGAGCCAUGAAUUUCCAGCGUACGAGGAAGGCAAGCGAUGUAUUACCCAGUCAAAGCAAGACUUUGCAUCUUUUUCUGCCGGUGCAUCAAUCAUUGAACACUUGACGUCCCCAACAUGGAGCUACUAUCGCCAAAUACGACCAUCCCAAUUUCCCUUUGCCAAAAAAUUCCAGAAAAUCUCCGGAAGUCCUCCACUCACCAUACUUGUUUCCGAUCUCAGCCUGGGGACAUGCUGGCCCUUCCACGGAACCUCGGGGCAGAUCGCAAUUCAACUCUCCAGAACAAUCCGAGUCGAGGGAGUCACAAUUGGUCACGUUUCUCAAUCUUUGGCAUACGAUAUCCAAACAGCACCCAAGCAAUUUGAGCUGUGGGGAUUAGAUCACGAAAGUCAGGAAGUUGAGCGAAAUUUAUUACUAGAGGAUUGUCAGCCACAGAGCACAUUUCACA